Messenger RNA from Lonchura striata (white-rumped munia), 1091 nucleotides. The record is from RefSeq and is a predicted model, not a curated record. Lineage: Eukaryota; Metazoa; Chordata; Aves; Passeriformes; Estrildidae.
UUCAUGGGGGCAGAACCGGGGUCCCCGCUGGAGCCCCCCGAGAGUCUGCACUGGGAGCGGGUCGGGCUCUGCGCCUGGCUGCUGGUGCUGGCGGCAGCUCUGGGGGAGCAGCAGCGGCUCUGGGGGUCCCCGUCGCUGCCCCUCGUGCUCGUGGCGGCCGCUCAGGGGGUCCCGGUGCUGCGGCGCCUCAGGGAGCUGAGCAGGAAUUCCCCCCCCAGCCCCGGGGGCUUCCUGGGACUCUUCGGGGCUCUGGCCUGGGGCCCUUUUGGGGGUCCCCUCCCGGCACUGCUGCUCCUGCGAAGACCCCAAAACAGGCUGGGGGGAGCCGGGGGGGCUGCCUGUGGGGGGCUCUACGCCCUGGGGCUGUGGAUCUUCCACGGUGCCACCACCCAGAGGAGCCUCUUCAGCCAUGACCCCCGAGACCCUCGAGUGGCCGGUGAGACCCCCAAGCCCUGGACACCCAAACCGCUGAGGAUCCCCAAAUCUGGGACCCCAGAGACUCCCAUUUCCCUCCCAGGUCUCCCCACAGUCCCCACGGCCACAGGGCAGGUGCUGCUGGCAGGGGGCUGGUGGGGGCUCGUGCGACGCCCCGAUGACCUCGGGGAGCUGCUGAUGGCCUUGGGCUGGACCCUCCCCUGCGGGCUGUCCCCGCCGCUGCUGCUGCUGCUGGCGGGGGCCGUGCUCCGCGAGCUCCGAGCACUCGUGGGGGAGCGGCGGCAGCGGCGCCGCUUUGGGGGGGCCUGGGGGGGCCUGUGCCAGCGUGUCCCCCACCGGCUGCUGCCCCUCGUCUACUGAGGGUUCCUCUAAGACCCCCUGCGACCCCAAGAUCCACAGAGGGACUCCUUGGGACCCUCCUGGGAUUCUCCACGUUGCCUGUGGAACACCCAAGCUCACCCCCCCAUCUACUGCGACGCCUUCAGGACCCCCCAAACUCCCACCCCCAACCACUGACACUGCCAAAUUCACGGACCUCUCAAAUCAACUGAGGGACCCCCUUGGGACGCCCCUAGCUGCUGAGGGCCCCCCAGGUCACAGGGGGUUUCACAGCCCCAUUACGGUGGAUAAAGGAAAAAAAAAAAUCUUGUCAUUGA